This is a messenger RNA of Planococcus citri (citrus mealybug), 1089 nucleotides long. RefSeq names its product splicing factor C9orf78 homolog. The transcript is spliced from 6 exons. NCBI's taxonomy places the organism in Eukaryota, Metazoa, Arthropoda, Insecta, Hemiptera, Pseudococcidae. Bases 88 to 966 code for a protein of 292 amino acids. Gene Ontology annotation, cellular component: spliceosomal complex. The record is from RefSeq and is a predicted model, not a curated record. Gene Ontology annotation, biological process: mRNA splicing, via spliceosome.
UUGAUAAAAAAAAGUUCAUCAACUGAUAAAACCUGAAAAUUUUGACGAAAAGUGUUCCUUUUCCUCCAAAAAAAGGCAACGGUAAAAAUGGACGAAGAAAAACCAAUGUUCAAAAAGGUGUCCAAAAAGAAAGCCGUUCUACGAAGACCAAUAAGACCAGAAAGCAGCAGCGAAAGCGAAGAUGAAAUAGAAAACAUAGCUGAAAAAAUCGAAGAAAUGAAAUCAAUACAGAAACUACGAACGAGACCCAACGGUAUAGAGUUAUCAACGCUGAUGGUCGAAGAAAAAGAAUCAGUUGACGAAACCCCUCAACGUGAUUCGUUCAAACUGAAAACUGGAGGCCUGGUUGAUAUGAAUUCUUUGAAAGAUCACUUGAGCAAUAACGAUGACGCAUACGAUACCGGAAUAGGAACACAAUUUUCAGCCGAAACAAAUAAACGAGACGAAGACGACGAAAUGUUGAAGUACAUAGAAGAGCAAUUAAGCAAAAGGAAAAAGAACCAGGAAGAAGACGAAAGUGAAUCUGGUAACGCUCGUGGUAGACAUUCUGAUUUCCUUUCACCCGAAGAAGCUGCUCUUCAGUCAUUACCCGAGCAUUUGAAAGUAUCAUCGAUACGACAUUCUGAGGAGAUGCUUUCGAAUCAAAUGCUUAGCGGAAUACCGGAAAUUGAUUUAGGAAUCGAAGCAAAAAUAAAAAAUAUUGAAGCUACAGAAGAAGCAAAAUUGAAAUUGAUGCGAGAAAGACAAAACAAAACCGAUGGACAACCUUCGUUCGUUCCUACCAACAUGGCUGUGAAUUUCGUUCAACAUAACAGAUUUAAUAUUGAAGAUGGAUCGGCAACUAAGACCGAAAAAGAUGAAAUACUAAGGAAGAAAAAAUUAGAAAAACGACCACUCGAAAAAGAACAGAAAGCUACUGACGAUUAUCAUUACGAAAGAUUCAAGAAACAAUUUCGUAGAUAUUGAAACUUUAUUUAUUCGAAUCUACUUUGUAAAUAGAUGUAAAAAAUGUGUCACUUUACGAUGAUUUUUUUUUUAUAACGUACGUUGAUUGUAUAUUUAAAUAAAUAUUAAGUCGUUUCGCUUCUA